AUGAAACUCCUUGUGCUGGCUGCUCUGCUCACAGACGCGGGCGGACCUGCUGCCCCGCACCUGCUCCUGCCUCAGCCCUUCCCCCUCCUCCACCCCAGGUGCUGCCAGACACACGACCGCUGCUACGACCAAGCCAAGAAGCUGGACACCUGCAAAUUCCUCCUGGACAACCCCUACACCAAAAGCUACUCAUACAAGUGCUCGGGCUCGGAGAUCAUCUGCAGCAGCAAAAACAAACCCUGCCAGGCCUUCAUCUGCGAAUGCGACCGCAAAGCUGCCAUCUGCUUUUCCAAGGCCCCUUACAACAAGGAGCACAAGAACCUCAACACCAAGAAGUUCUGUCAGGACUGAGCGCCGCCCGCCGCUGUACCGCCCUGUCCCUGUGGCUGUCGCCUUACACUGCGCCUGCCCCCCAGUAAAGCACUUUGUUGAAAGGC
Messenger RNA from Myotis brandtii (Brandt's bat), 437 nucleotides. It is a transcript of the gene PLA2G1B, whose product is annotated as phospholipase A2, group IB (pancreas). NCBI's taxonomy places the organism in Eukaryota, Metazoa, Chordata, Mammalia, Chiroptera, Vespertilionidae. The record is from RefSeq and is a predicted model, not a curated record. Gene Ontology annotation, biological process: arachidonate secretion; lipid catabolic process; phospholipid metabolic process. The transcript has 3 exons. The coding region runs from base 1 to 351 and encodes 116 amino acids. Gene Ontology annotation, molecular function: A2-type glycerophospholipase activity; calcium ion binding.